CACACACACACACACACACGUCAUCAUCGUCGGUGCCUCUCGCGCGAAAUCGAAUUACGUCGUCGGUGAAGUGACGAGGUGGUCGGAAUCCGAGGAUUAUCUCAGGAACGUCCGCAGCGAUGAACACGGCAGGACUCGUCGUGUUCCCUCACGAGGUCGACGAUGAGCGAUUUAGAUCCACGGUGAUGAUUUCCAAGAAUGCGACACGGAAAGAAGAGCAACGUCUCAACGACGAAGAGGAGCAGGAGAAGAGCUCCAGGACGUUGCAUCUUCUACAAGUCAAAGGAUCUCCCCGGCUGUCGCCCGAAGGCGUCUUCGCUCUGGCUGACUAUUGCCGAUGUCUCCGCGAGUUAUCUCUGUCGUAUUCUUUACUGAGCGACGAGCUGCUCUUAGCGCUAUGCUCGGCGAAACAGAUUCACUUGAAGACCUUGCGAAUAGAGGCGCACCCGGAAACGAGGCCUUUUCCACGAGUUAGCGAGAGAGCGUGGUCCGCGUUCUCAAGUCGCCUACCCAACAUGAAUCUCGUGCUAUUAUCUUACAUGACUGACGAUGACGACGACGAUCAGAAAUCGUUGUUCAUGUCGCACGUGCCGGUGACGCAUCUCCACCUGGGCGACGUGCCGUCGCAAGCGACGAUCUCGCGGAUCAGCGAGCAAUGUACGCGACUGGUGGAGCUGGUGAUCGCCGCUUACAGCUCCGGUCCGAUCGACAGCUUCUUGAUCUCGAUAGCCAAGAACUGCGCGCAGCUCAGUGCCGUUGGUAUCGGCGAUUGCGAAGUUACCUGUUCCGGGCUGGUGAGAUUCGUCACGCUCUGCGCACAUCGUCUUCAGGCGCUCUAUGUGGCGGAAACGUCGUUGAUAGAAGACGCUGAAUUCGACAUCGGCAAGAUCUCGGCGAACGUGUCAUCGCUCCUAGGUCGUACGUGGAUGCCGGAAUACGUGCCGUUAUGGUGAGAAUUCCCUAAGAAGAUGUGUGAAGAAGUGUGUCGAUCGCGCAAGAGAACUCGCAAUAUGCAAACGAAAUACAUCGAGAAGAUAGCAUUCACGACGUACUGUUCCGUUUCUUCGCAGAUUACCCCUUACAAGUUACAAAAAUGUUUGUAACAUUCCGUAAUGAUAAACCAUAGUUAAGCCUUUAAAUACGAAACAUUCGGAUCGUUAUAACACAAAAUCUCGAAAAGAUGGUAUAUAUAUGAAUACAUUAUGCUAUAUAUAUACAUCUCAAUAUGUAUCAUAUGCAUUGUGAUAUUGCUCCAAAUGUCGAGUAAUAGUAUUGUAGAA
Messenger RNA from Dinoponera quadriceps, 1280 nucleotides. RefSeq names its product F-box/LRR-repeat protein 3-like. Lineage: Eukaryota; Metazoa; Arthropoda; Insecta; Hymenoptera; Formicidae. Gene Ontology annotation, cellular component: SCF ubiquitin ligase complex. Gene Ontology annotation, biological process: SCF-dependent proteasomal ubiquitin-dependent protein catabolic process; positive regulation of protein ubiquitination. The transcript has 4 exons. The coding region runs from base 120 to 953 and encodes 277 amino acids. The record is from RefSeq and is a predicted model, not a curated record.